Messenger RNA from Chiloscyllium plagiosum (whitespotted bambooshark), 3126 nucleotides. RefSeq names its product metalloproteinase inhibitor 3. The record is from RefSeq and is a predicted model, not a curated record. Gene Ontology annotation, biological process: response to hormone; negative regulation of endopeptidase activity; response to cytokine. Gene Ontology annotation, molecular function: metalloendopeptidase inhibitor activity; protease binding. Lineage: Eukaryota; Metazoa; Chordata; Chondrichthyes; Orectolobiformes; Hemiscylliidae. Gene Ontology annotation, cellular component: extracellular matrix.
UAUUCUCUCAGUCAGCAGGCGAGAGAAACAGAGAGAGGGAGCAGAGGAAGAAUGAACAGUCAUCCCUUAGAACAUUAAAACAACGUAGUUUACAUAGUUUCCCUUACUGCUGUUCAAUUCCUCAAACUCUUGAUUCAUCAAACAUUUCAUUCUCCAAAAAAAAAGAGAGCUUUUCAGACAGAAUGGCGAUUUCUAUCACAGCAGCUCUGAGUGUGCUGCUGGCUCUGAGCAGUAUACAACUCAAUGAUCUAACGGAGGCAUGCACUUGCAUGCCAAACCAUCCCCAGGACGCUUUCUGCAACUCUGACAUAGUGAUCCGGGCAAAAGUGGUUGGGAAGAAGUUGCUGAAGGAUGGACCUUUUGGUACAAUGCGCUACACCAUCAAACAGUUGAAGAUGUACCGUGGUUUCAACAAAAUACACCAUGUUCAGUAUGUCUAUACCGAAGCUGCAGAGAGUCUGUGUGGUGUCCGGCUUCAGGUGAACAAGUUCCAGUAUCUCAUCACAGGUAGAGUUUAUGAUGGGAAAGUCUAUACUGGGGUGUGUAAUUUCAUUGUGCCAUGGGAGAAAUUAACCCUGUCACAACGCAAGGGUCUGAAUCAUCGUUACCAGCAUGGUUGCAAUUGCAAGAUCAAACCUUGUUAUUAUCUGCCAUGUUUUGUGACAGCAAAGAAUGAGUGCCUGUGGACUGAUAUGUUGUCUGACCAGGGAUACAUGGGGCACCAGGCUAAGCACUAUGUAUGCAUCCGGCAAAAGGAAGGUUACUGCAGUUGGUACAGAGGUGCAGCACCCCCGGACAAAACCAGGAUCAAUGCCACAGACCCCUGAAAGGGAAAACCCUCUGUACACAUGCUGGCUAGCAAGGGUGGCCAUCUUGUGUGACACAGCCAUGAUGUAAUACCUGUCUAUUCCCAGCAUUAGCACAUCAAACACAGACUUCUAGGCCAUUUUUCUGUUUCCUCAGAAUUAUUCUUAAUGCGUCCAGUGCAUGGGCUAUUUGUCUCCAUACCAACCAAUCUUGCUUCAGACAUGCUCCUUGCAGCAAAAAAUAUAUCAAUGAGCUUUAGGUACAUUUUAUUAUCAGUGUCCUGUGCCAUAUGCAACUGCUACUGCCCUUUAUAAAUGUGGCACACAGGUGGUCCAAACAUUUCAGGCAAUUUUUUUGAUUUUUUUUCCUUUAUUUAAUUAGAAAAAAUAUUCAAAUUACAACACUAUUUGUUGUUACAUAGAUCACUUAUUUGGUAUUAGAAUGCAUUUUCAAAAUACGUAACAGAACUUAUUCUACAGUGCUGUGAGGGAAAUAAAAAUCCUAAAAUCUGUCUGGUGUAUGCCUGAAAGGUGAUUUUCUCUUUAUGCUUAAAAACGUUUGAAUUUUAGAGAAAUUGUACUACAUCCCUACAUCUGACCUGGGGAGUCAGUCUCAAAAUCACUAAGCCCUUUGGACAGAGACGGACUUCCUGCAUUUACAUAACUGACAACAGCUCCACUGUAUAAACAGCAGAGUGGCACCUGCAGAUUUUUUUCUGUGCUGCCAGUGGAAUAAAGGAGCAUCGAUAUUGUCAUUGGCUUUUAUAUACCGUGGCAAACAACCAAAAGGAGGCAAUCUGCUCUCCUGCCAGUGGCUGCGCUCAUGAAGAUCUAAGUGCCUUCUGAGCUGCCAUGCAAUAAAAGGUACUAGUUUCCUAUUUUUUAUGAAAAAAAUAUAAUUGUAGAAUCACAAUGCUCCAACUAUUGGCAAAGAUUUCAAUCCUCUAUAAUAAAAUGGUGUUAGACUUUAUAAUGGCAGACCCUUCUCAUAUUUCACUCGAAAGUGGGUGGAAAUUCAGUGGAAAAUGUUUGAAGACCUACUAUGGCUUCUCCAUCCAAUUUCCAAUCCCCAUCAUCAGGACCACCAAUGACACCACCUCUCCUUGCUGCAUCUAAAUGUCCCAAAGAAUUUCCUGUCUUUCAACAGAACCUUUCUUGGGCCAUCAUGUUGUAGAUUGCAGUGUAUACUCACCAUGAGAGCAAAGAUGUUUGAAAAACAAAAUUGGCAACCAACAAAAUUUUGCAUUUAUGUGAUAUAUUUAAUAUAACAUUCCCUAACUGCUUCAGCAGCAAAAGAAACAAAAUAAGGGCUACGAGAAAUGUAAUGUGCAAAAAUCACAACUUUGAAAACUUCCUGGAUUUGUUAUAUAGUGACAAAGCCCCUAUGCUCACAAAGAAUGUUCCAUGCCUGAGACGAUAGGGAACAUCUUUCUCACAUUUGCUGAACAUCUCUAAUGAACUAUUUGUACCACCAGUUAGAAAGUAGAGCAGCACAUCUGAUGUGAGCCAACUAAGAUGAUAUAACUGUUGUGUCAUACAAUAUAAAUAACUGUCAUCUGGUUUUGCAGACCCCCUGCACACCUCCACUUUAUCACUGAUGAUUAAACCCCAGACUGCUUCUUAUAUUUGUACGUUGGUUACAACAUCAAUCAAUGGACAUUCUGAAAAAAAUACACACCUAUAAAUUUGGAGCAUGAAUAAACAUGUACCUAUAUAACUCUUUUCAAAAAUAUAUUGAUUACUGACAUAAGCUAUAUUUUAUACAGUACACUUCUGUAUGAGUGGGCAUUUCAUUCAUAUGAAUAUAUGUAAUUACAUUAAAAGUAUUGUCAUGUCUGGAUAAUGUGCUUUUCAAAGCUGGAUAAGUGACAGGCAGAAUAUUGGUGGGGAACAAGCUAAUUAAAAACACUUUUUAAACAUUUAAUUUGAUUUAUCUUUGUAAAGUUAAUUGUUUUUUUUCCUGAGUUUGCCUGGUUUAUGUAAAUAUACAUGCAAUGUAUCUACCUACAGUAGGCACACAGCAAGAGUGGGUUGUCUGUGUACGUGUUUGUGUGUAUCUGUGAGUCUGCGAAUCUAUCUGCCCAAUAACAGCAUGAUUUAAUGGCUGAAGGAACUUCGAAAGAGCGAGAAACCAAUUAAAUGAAAUAAAGCUUUCUUGGAGGAAUGUACUUAUCACUAAAUUUACAUUGUUUGCAGAUUUCUCUGCAUUAUUUGUGAAUUUUAUAUGUCAUGAAUGUAAGUUCUUUUAAAAAAAACUUUCCAACGUCACUUUUACAGUGUCAUCUAAACAGUAAAAUUACUAUUAUUUCUAUCACAGUAA